AUGCUCCUGCCUUAUCCCUUCCUCAGAGUAAUAAUUUUCCUGUCAAGUCUUCUUCUAGCAUACUACUUUUUGCUCUCUUUCGGCAUGGACUCUGCGGUGGGGGGCGGGGAGCGGCGGAGGGAGGUGCGGAGGGAGGUGCGGAAGAGCAAUGUUGUUGGCUUCUUCGCGCAGGAUCUAGAGGGGACGGAUCCGGGGGGAUUUGAUUGGGUUUGUUUUCCUUUCCAUUCAAUCUUGUGGGGAGGGGCUGACGAUGGGUAGAUUGAGAGCGGGUUUGGGUUGUUGGAUGAGUUUGAUGUUCCUGGACUUGAGAUGGAGAUGGAGGGAGAGGUAGAAGGGGAGGGGAGGAGAAAGUGGGGGAAGUUUCGGGGGACCAUCGGCAGGUUGAAUGACCAGGCGCCGAGGAAUACCGUUUACAAAGUUCUGUAUUUGGCCAGGCAUGGGCAAGGGGUUCAUGUAUGUUCUUCCUUUCUCUUUCAUUCUUUCCCGAUCUCAUUGGAGAUGGACUGAUGUUUUCGGUAGAAUGUUGCCGGUAUGUUCUCUUUUGUCCCAUGGGUAAGUUACGCAACUAAUUGACGAUGCCGGCGCAGAGGAGUUUUAUGGAACUCAUCCUUGGAAUGUAGGGGUUCUAUCUACCGGUAGCUAUGUAUUUUAGGUUGGGUGAGGGAGGCUAAUUAUAUUGUUAAAGUGUCACUGGUCCUUGCUGGAUGGGAAUGGUACUUCUGUUUGGGUUGGUUUAUCCAUAGGGCUGAGCUGCGGGGAUGCGGGGCUGAUGCUGAUAACAGGCUGAUGCUGAGCUUACGAAUAUUGGCAUUGCGGAAGCUCAGCGUGCGAAUAUUGCUUGGAAGGAGCAGAUUAAGGCCGAUGUCCCAUUGCCGGAGAGCUACUAUUCUUCUCCAUUAAGGUGCCCGAGAUCCCCCGCUGGUUACGGACGCGGCUAACCAGGCCAGGCGUGCUGCAAGUACCCUCGAAAUAACCUGGAAAGACAUCACUCUGAACGAGUACAAGACUCCCAAGCCCAUUAUCAAGGAGGUUUGUAGCCCAGUGACCGAUAAUUGCAAUUUCGAGCUAAAGAAACAUAGAAACUCCGCGAGACAAUCGGUAUUCAUUCGUGCGACCGCCGGAGCCCCAGAACCGAGAUCGCUAAGGAGUUUCCCGAAUUUGUCUUCGAGGAGGGCUUCGUAGAGAAUGACCCGUACUGGACGCUCGAAUGGAGGGAGCCUAACGAUGUACGAGACAUCAGGCUAGGGGAAGCCCUGAACGACAUCUUUGCCCACGACCAUAGCACUUAUAUCAGUAUUACCGCACAUAGUGGGGCUAUCACCAGGUAAGGCCCUGCCUGCCUGCCGGCCAAUGAAUGGAAAAAUUUGCUAACCAAUUCAAUGGCAGUAUGCUGCAAACUCUCGGGCAUAGGCCGUUUAGACUUCAGACCGGAGGGAUGAUUCCAGUGGUUGUGAGAGUCGAGUUUGUUCCAGAGCCCGAGCCGACACCGACUAGCGUAUCGCCUUCGUACGGCGCACCAAGCUGCACAGUGAACCCG
Messenger RNA from Tuber aestivum (summer truffle), 1537 nucleotides. The record is from the annotation of a GenBank genome assembly. NCBI's taxonomy places the organism in Eukaryota, Fungi, Ascomycota, Pezizomycetes, Pezizales, Tuberaceae.